Molecule: messenger RNA, 1847 nt
Organism: Cannabis sativa
Lineage: Eukaryota; Viridiplantae; Streptophyta; Magnoliopsida; Rosales; Cannabaceae
Product: pentatricopeptide repeat-containing protein At3g04130, mitochondrial
Exons: 2
Coding region: 96-1568 (490 amino acids)
Molecular function (GO): protein binding
Source: RefSeq, a predicted model, not a curated record
UGUUUGAACAUACAACAACUAUUUAUUUUGUAUGUUAGUUUCAGAUACAAAUUUACAAUCUGAAAAGAAAUUUGAGUUUUAACUGAAGUUUUUUGAUGAUCUCACGAGCCUUGAGAAUCAGAAAAGCUGCCUCCUUUCUUGUUAAUUCGUCUAAAGCUGGAGCCUUCAUUCAUGGCUCAUCCGAAAACGAAGACCAUACCAAGCUCUCUCAACUUGAUACCAUUGUUUCUAAAGUACGAUUAUCCAACUCCAACAGCGUUGAUGAUAUUGUUAAAUCUCUUCUAAACGAUCAGCAAUGUAAUAGCUUUAACCUAUCUGACAACCUCGUUGAUGGGUUGCUUAAUCGGUUUAAGGACGAUUGGAAAUCUGCGUUGGGAGUUUUCAAAUGGGCAGAGUCGCGUUUAGAUUAUGAACACAACCCAGAUGGGUACGACUUGAUUCUUGACAUACUUGGAAAAAUGAAGCAAAUGGAGACGAUGAUGAUGAUUUUGCAGGAAAUGGGUACUCGUAAUUUGGUCACACUUAACACCGUAGCUAAAGUUAUGAGAAGAUUUGCUGGUUCUGGGAAGUGGGAAAAUGCAGUGAAGGUGUUUGAUGAAAUGGGUACUUACGGAUUGGAGAAGAACACUGAAUCCAUGAACUUGUUGCUUGAUACUCUUUGCAAAGCAUGUAAAGUGGAGCAAGCUCGUGGGAUUUUUUUGGAGUUGAAACCACAUAUAUUGCCAAAUGCUCACUCUUUUAAUAUACUCAUUCAUGGUUGGUGCAAAAUUCGUAGGGUUGAGGAGGCUUAUUGGACAAUCCAGGAGAUGAAAGGUCAUGGCUGCCAUCCUUGUGUCAUUAGCUACUCAACUAUAAUCAAGUCUUAUUGUGGCCAACAGAAAUUUGACAAUGCCUAUGAAAUGCUCGACGAAAUGAGAGUUGAAGGGUGUCCACCAAAUAUUGUUACUUAUACUACUGUCAUGAGUUCUCUGGCCAAGUCAGAGAAGUUUGAUGAAGCUUUACAGAUAGCCAAGAGAAUGAAAUCAGAUGGGUGUAAGUUAGAUACACUGUUUUAUAAUUCUAUGAUCCAUAUUCUUGGAAGGACUGGCAGAGUAAGAGAUGCUGUGCUAGUUUUUGAAACUGAAAUGCCUAAUACAAGUGUUGAACCUAAUACUUCGACCUAUAAUACAAUGAUUGCUAUGUUUUGUUACCAUAAUCAAGAACAGAAGGCCUUGAAUCUCCUUGCAAAGAUGGAAAGUUCUGGGGUUUGUAAGCCUGAUGUUCAGACAUACUAUCCAUUGCUUAAAUCUUGCUUUAGAAAUGGCAAAACAGAUGAUUGUUUAAAGAAAUUGUUGGAUGACAUGGUGAACAGACAUCAUCUUAGCUUUGAUAUGUCAACUUAUACACUUUUAGUUCAUGGACUCUGUCGAGCAAAUAAAUGUGAGUGGGCUUACCUCCUCUUUGAGGAGAUGAUUGGUCAAGGACUGAUGCCAAGAUAUAAGACAUGUCGUUUGCUUUUGGAAGAGCUCAAACAGAAGUACAUGUAUGAUGCUGCUGGGAAGAUUGAAGACUUCAUAAAAAAGAUGUAAACAUCUAAAAGAAAGGAUAACAACAUGCAAAGUUCAUUUGUAUUAUCAAGAAAACUACUCAGAUUAUGAGAAUCAUUCUCGUGAUCCAAUAGUAAGUGAGGACAGAUUAGGUAAGACCAAAAAACUAGUCCAAGAACAAGAUCCACUUGGUCUCCUAAUAUCUUACCUUUCCAUGAACCAUGCCAUGUGCUAGAUGGUCCACUUUUAUGAUUUGUUAAAUCAUUGUUAAAGAUUUUAUGACUUCUGUAAUAAUAUCUCUUUGAAGACCAUUGCUUCCCA